This is a messenger RNA of Selaginella moellendorffii, 1153 nucleotides long. RefSeq lists its product as uncharacterized. Lineage: Eukaryota; Viridiplantae; Streptophyta; Lycopodiopsida; Selaginellales; Selaginellaceae. Gene Ontology annotation, molecular function: sugar transmembrane transporter activity. Gene Ontology annotation, biological process: carbohydrate transport. Bases 1 to 981 code for a protein of 326 amino acids. The transcript is spliced from 3 exons. Gene Ontology annotation, cellular component: membrane. The record is from RefSeq and is a predicted model, not a curated record.
AUGGCUUCGUCGCAUUCGACGACGAAAAGGCUGUUCCAUGGCAAAGCUGCAGCCUUUCCAACGCUGUUAAUUGACGAGGCGAACCGGUUCCACGAGUGGAGCCUGUGCCCCAAGGAGCAGCAUCAUCUCAGGAAUCUCCAGGAUUACUUUUUGAUGCUGACCAAGGAGACAAACACAGCCAACGUGAUCCUUUGCAGCUCCGAGGACAUCAGACGAGUGGCAGGCACUUGCGAGCAAGCUUCGUGGAGGCUGGAAAAGGAAGCUUUUUUGUCCUCUGUUCUUUUUGAUGUGGAGACCAUGAGUCAAGUGAGCGGAUCCAGAGCUGUUGAAGGAGCUCGAAGCAUCCUGGACCUCCGAAGGAGUACGAGGCGCUCUGUGGGGUGUAUUGAGCGAGAAAAAAUAAGGAGAAAAGAUACCCAUUUUUCUUUGUUUCUUGUUUCCAGGCCCACAUUCUGGAGGAUCAUCAAUUCUCGAGACACCGGAUCCUUCUCGCCAGUCCCAUACGCUUGCACGCUCCUCAAUUGCCUGCUCUGGUUCUUCUAUGGCCUCCCCGCCGUCACCUCCAACAACACGCUCAUCGUCACCAUCAACGCCGCCGGGAUCAUCCUCGAGUGCAUCUAUCUCAUCGUCUUCUUCACCUUUGCCCCCGCAGCCCACAGGGUGAGCGCUGCGAAAAUCCUGUUCUAUGCUCUUCUACUUUGUCCUGUUUCUCGUCGACCAAAAGCAAAAGAAGGAAAAGAAGAAAUGUUUUUGAUCUCACUGGCUUCGUGUUCCAGGGAUAUCUCAGCGUGCUGCUCGUUGGUGUGGCGGGAUUCUUCGCUGCCGCCAUCGCAGUCACUCUCACAGCAUUCCAGCAGGAGCAAAGGGCCAAAUUCGUCGGUGCGGUGUGUGUGGUGGUCGGGACUCUCAUGUACGCCUCGCCACUUUCAGUCAUGGUACCAGAGCUACUCGUCUUCCCAGAAAAACAGAAGAGAACUUUAGAACAUAGAAACAAAACUUUCCUUUACCCUCUCCAACUUGCAGAAGCUGGUUAUCGCGACUCGAAGCGUCGAAUACAUGCCCUUUUCUCUGUCUCUCUGUAGCCUGAUCAAUGCGCUGCUAUGGACAAUCUAUGGAGUUCUCAAGCACGACAAGUUCCUCAUAGUAAGCUAAG